UAAAUUGAUAAAGAAUUGUGUCCCGUUACAACGCGGCGUCUUUAUCUAAUUACUCUCUCUUCAUUUGAGAAAUCUAUUGUAUCAGUAGCAAAUCCAGCCGCCGGGUGCAGAAAUGGAUAUGGAUUAAUGGACAUACUCGUUUUAGGGAAAAUGAGAAUAAAAAAAGAAAGACGACCCACUGCUAUCAUCAGCGUUAUCUUAUUGCAGAAUAAAUUAGCUCAGCAAAAAAACCCUUUGUCGAAAUUACAAAUAGGUCAACAGCUUAACCUGAGCUUUUGUUUCUUUCAUCAAAAAAAAAAAAUGAAACACCUUCAAAUAGUUCCGUCUACAGUGUACCCCACGCUGUUACAGGCCGUUGCGCUAUGCCUGUUUGCUUUUUUUUUUUAAUGCUUUGCCCUCCACACGCCUAUAUAGCCCACGACAGCCAAAUAAUAAUGAAUCAUUUCAUAAAUAAUGGGUUUAGGGGCUUAUCGGGAAUGAAGAGGCCGCUGCCGUGCGCUUAUCUCACUCGGCCACAUUGCGGCCUGUGUUCCGCUCCCCGUACUGAGGCACCGCAGUGGAUGCAGUGAGGAAUAACUCAGCUACACACACACACACACACAGCUCCACAACUGGCAGAAAAAAAAGAAAAAAAAGACCUCAGACAUGGAUGACCCACUCACAAAAUGGCUCCACUUACACAGUAACAUCAACAACACGACUAGGACGGACGUAGUGGGCUCGAGCGAACGGUGACGGUAUAAAAAUGAUGGAAAAACGGCAGCCGGAGUUUCGCCCUGGAAGUCCGGAUGAAGAGUCCGGUCCUGGAAAGCGGGAGGACUCUUCCAUCGUCUCCCGACUGAACGGAUGCAAGAAAGAAGAGGAGCCGAGGAGGGAGGCGGGGGAGAAGGGGAGGGGAGGGAGCUUCAAGGGGGUUGAGGAGACGGAUGACGCUCCUCUGCAGAACUCGAGCAACGGGACCAGCAUCAGCAUCAUCAUCAACGGCGUUGCCAAGGAAACUGCCUCUCACAACGCCCUUGACCUGAAAAGGGAAGUGCCGGUGAUCGAGCUCUCCAGGAGGGACGCUAUAAAAGCGCUGGAGCAGAGGACUGAAAGCCAUUUGGUGCCGAUCACGGAACUUCGCAGACCUCCACCGCUGCCGCUACCGCCGCCGCAACGAGACGACGCUCGAAUGGUCCAACUGAGCCCAAACGCGUUUCCUGUCCCGGCCCGGGCCAUGCUCUACAACCUGGCGCAGCCUCUCGCCGCCAUCAACAGUCUCGGAGGGGAGUCGGAGCAGUACAGCAUGUACCCCAGCAACAGGGUAAAGCGCCGCCCGGCGCCUUAUGAGGUUGAACUCGACGAGGGUAGGCGCAAUUUAUAUCUUUAUAAGUAUGCUGGCCAACCAAAAAUUGUACGUCGUAUCUUCACUAACAGUCGGGAACGCUGGCGGCAGCAGAACGUAAACGGGGCGUUUGCCGAGCUUCGCAAACUCAUCCCGACGCAUCCCCCGGACAAGAAGCUGAGCAAGAAUGAGAUCCUGCGGCUUGCCAUGAAGUACAUAAGCUUCCUCUCCAAUCUCCUGGAGGACCAGGACGGCGGGAGGAAUGGUGGCACCACAACGGAUGGUGAAACAGCGCUGCUGGUUGGAGUCGGGGCCCACGAGGGCGGCCCUCAGGGUGGUCCACAUCAGGACACGGUGGUCGGCUUGGCCAGGGACGAUCUUCUGGAGACAAUGUCGCCGGGCUCGAGUUGUGGAAGCCUGCCUGAUGGUGAUGCCGAGGGCAGUCCUGAGAGCUUUAUGGAGGACCAGGACUCUCCUCCGGCUCCGAGGACUCUAACAGCUUCACGAGGGCCCGCGCUGCAUCUAGCUGCUAGAGAUCUGAGGCGCAAUGGCCGGCCCUUAGAUGGCUCUAGUCGCCGAUGAUGCCGAUGCCAACGGACCACGGACGCAACGCCUGAGACUGAAAUGCGAGGGACUGGAAAGGCUGUGUCUAUGCUCAGGACCUGUUAGCUUUGAGCUGUAAAUGUAGGAAAGAGAGUGCAAGCUGCAUCUAAUGAGAUAGUGGUGUACCCUCCUGUCUCUGCAGUACACCUAAGGGAGCACUGACUAUUUGAUUGGUGAAUGUUUAAGUUCGAUCCACAAAAGACUUUUUCUGCAUGCGGUUUAUGCUGUCCAUGUUUUUUUUAAAGUCCAAAGGCAGGAUAUUAUAAACCAACAAAGUGAAAAAGAAAAAGGAAAGAAAGAAGAUGCAAACCAACCAAAUCAACAAAUGAUCAAUCCAGAGACACUCGGCAAAGGUUUUUUUUUAAAUUUAAUAUAAAGGUUUGGACCAAUGCUUCAAAUAGAAUACUAUUGGGUAGAAUAUAACACGGCCAAACACAUGAGAUUUAUGUCCAACAAAUGUUAUGAGAAUAAAGACACAGACUGGACUCUAUUGUACCCAUUGAGAAAUGUAUGUAUUGUAAAUAGCUUAUAUUUCCAUGGCACUAUGUAACAACGGUGACUCGAGUUCAAGUAAUGUGGUUUAAGAUGUACUAUAGUGUGUUUGUCAAUUGGUUUACUAGCAAAACGGUCCUUUGGGAGGCAUGAAACGAAAAGGAAGAGAGACGGAACGCAGAGAACUUGAACAGUAAAGAAACAACUGAACGCAGUACAUCAAAUGUGGUACCAUUGACUUCUGUUACGCUUUGGUGAUUAAAAGACACCGAAUACAGCGACAGACAGUUAAACAUUUUCACUGCCGGGAAUGAAUAUAUCUAUUAUCAAUUUUGCGGAGGUACAAGACAUGCAGUGUUUUUUAAAGUGUACAAAAUAUGGGUCAUAUGAUAUUAUGGAAUGACUCAUGCAGUCAUUUUGAUAUGAAUGUUUCAGUGUUUUUUAAAACUGUAAUGCAGUUGUAGUUUAGUAAGGUACACAAAUAAAUCCCUUCAUUGCCGCAUACAUAUACAUGUGCACAGAGACACGCACACAUGCAGUGUUAAUAUCAUACCAACACCAGCAGUUUUCUGAUUAAUACAGUUAAGGUUUGUUCACAGUUGGUUAUUCUGCAUUUUCAGCGGGACCUAGUAGCCUAUAUUGGUACCUUUGGUAACUAUGGUAUUUUAUGAAUUGCAGUAAAGGGACAUUGUAUGUUCGGUAAUGAUAUAUUUGGUGUAUGAUAGCUGUAUCUAUAAAUAUAUCCAAUGUUAAAUUGCUGAAUUUUAUACAAAAACCCCUGAAUAAAACAUGCAGAGGAAAAGCCUUGUGAUUGAUCUCUCUCAAGCAAUUUGUAGAUUACUGUAAUUCAAGGCCACUCAAUCCAGUCCUGUCCUUUGAUUUUUUAUAUUCUGAUUAGUUCAAUAUAAUUUGGUUAAAUUCAGUUAAAGGCAAUUCAAUUCCUUCCUUGGAUUAACUGAACAUAUACAACUGGUUGACCACAUUUAUACUUUCAUGGCUAUACUUUUUACACACUCCAUUAUUAUCGCAUUGCCUAAUUGUCAAAACCGUAAUGUCACCAAUGACAUAACAUGCCACACAGCUGUUUCACACCUUGUCUGCACAGAUUGUAGAGGUGAAACCACAACCUCCUCACAAAAGUCCACACAUGAGCGCUGGAAUCCUCACUUCCACCCAACAAGUGACAACUUCCCGUGGAGGUUAACAUAGCUCGGUGACCUGCAGGAUAUCCUGCCAUUGUGAAAGUGGUUUUGACAGCCCUCGCUGCACUCGUUUGCACGCUGUUGUGUCUGUGCACAUUGUGAAACCCCCACAGUGGUCGGCUCUUCGCCUGAAAGUUAUUCACUUACGUAAUGAAAAAGUUAUGCUCGCCAACCGGUGUUCAU
Pungitius pungitius (ninespine stickleback) is the source of this 3804-nucleotide messenger RNA. It is a transcript of the gene tal1, whose product is annotated as T-cell acute lymphocytic leukemia 1. Gene Ontology annotation, biological process: regulation of transcription by RNA polymerase II. NCBI's taxonomy places the organism in Eukaryota, Metazoa, Chordata, Actinopteri, Perciformes, Gasterosteidae. The record is from RefSeq and is a predicted model, not a curated record. Gene Ontology annotation, molecular function: RNA polymerase II cis-regulatory region sequence-specific DNA binding; protein dimerization activity; DNA-binding transcription factor activity, RNA polymerase II-specific. The coding region runs from base 746 to 1906 and encodes 386 amino acids. The transcript is spliced from 4 exons.